AUGUUGUAAAAAACAAACAAAAAAAAAGAUCAAGAUUCUCACUCCUGUUGGUAAAAUCAUCAAGACCAAAAUUUGAAGCAUCCAAGAAACACUCUCAAUAAAAAUCCCUAAAGCUGAUUGCUUGUGCAAUUGAGGAGGCUCAAGGUUUUGGAGCUGUCUACAAAUGGCUGAGAUUGUAGAAGCAGAUAAUUACGAAGGCAUAAUCACAAGAAUCGAGCACAAGUCCCGCAAGAUCGAAAGUUUACUCAAACAGUAUAAACCAGUGGAAGCUCUGAAAACAGCUCUAGAAGGAUCACCUCCUAAGACCAAGGAUGAAAGAUGCAAGUCUGCUAAUUGGAUAGUGGUGCAUAGGGCUAUAAUGGCUAUCAAGGAUGUGGAUAGCUUGUUCUCUGCAUUGGAUCCUGAGUAUUAUGAUAUUCUCAUGAAAUGGAAAUCAGAGAAGGUGUUAUUGAAGUUCCAGAGCUUGUCUUUUCAGGAAAUAGCUGACAAACUCUUUGAGCUGAUGGUGUUGCAAUGCAUUACUUCGUGCAGGUACUUGUACAGAGGUUUGUCUACUGGAGACCGGCCAACAUGUGACCAAUGUCUAAGGAUCCAUGAAAAACUAACAGAAAAAGCUGGUUUGGGAUGCAUACUGCGUUGUCUUGCUGACACUGUGAAUCCUGUGUGACUAAUACGCUGGAUACUGUAGCAAUCUGUAUAUGUCUUAUCUUUGCUUUCUGAUUGAAUAUUGAUGUUGAGAUUGAGUUUAGCCUAUUUUCAAAGGGCUGAUUCCUCUCCUUUAGUCGUAUGUAUUCUUCGCGACAUAUAACAUAUGAACUAUACCAAGGCAAUUUGAGAUUUCUGCCAUCCUUUAGUGCAUUUUUGUGACUCUUGAUA
Molecule: messenger RNA, 876 nt
Organism: Solanum pennellii
Lineage: Eukaryota; Viridiplantae; Streptophyta; Magnoliopsida; Solanales; Solanaceae
Product: actin-related protein 2/3 complex subunit 5A
Exons: 5
Coding region: 164-667 (167 amino acids)
Biological process (GO): Arp2/3 complex-mediated actin nucleation; regulation of actin filament polymerization
Cellular component (GO): cytoplasm; actin cytoskeleton; Arp2/3 protein complex
Molecular function (GO): actin filament binding
Source: RefSeq, a predicted model, not a curated record